Molecule: messenger RNA, 1153 nt
Organism: Arabidopsis thaliana (thale cress)
Lineage: Eukaryota; Viridiplantae; Streptophyta; Magnoliopsida; Brassicales; Brassicaceae
Product: cotton fiber protein
Exons: 1
Coding region: 98-646 (182 amino acids)
Source: RefSeq, marked reviewed
CAUUCAUCACCACAAUCACCUGAAGAGCCAAAGCAGCAAAAGAAACAAAAAAAAAACAAGAAGUGAAGUCAGAUCUCGAAAAAGAGUUUACGAAUCCAUGGGGGAAUCAAAGAAGAAAAGCAGAUCAAUGGCAACACAAAGAGCUUGGAGUCUUGUGAGAAUGGCUCUUCUAUGGGGAAGAAAAGGUGGAAUCUUCAAGAGAUGGCACAUGUUUGAGCUCCGUAACUUGUUCUCCAAGCAUCUCAAAGCCCUAAAUCAUCAUAACAGCGUUGACAACAACCGUUAUCUCACACGUUACGGCGAGAAACAGCUUUCUUUCGACGAGACGCCAAUAUUUAACGUUAAAAUGCAUCGCCCUACAUCCAUGAGGUUCCUCUUGCCUUGCAUUGCUCGUCCCGCUGACUUUGACUACGAUUUCGAAUUGGAUGGUACUCAAGAUGAUACUGACGAUGUUAGAUCCUACGGCUACUACGAUGGUUCUUGUAAUGAGAAAUGUGAUCGUUCGGCGAAUGAUGAUCAAGAAGAGGAAGAAGAGAAGGGUGUUGAUGUGAGAGCAGAGGAGUUCAUUGCUAAGUUCUAUGAGCAGAUGAAGUUACAGAGGCAAAUCUCUUAUUUGCAAUACAAAGAACACAACGACGUCGUAUGAUGAUUUAUCACUUCAUUUUGAUUCUCGUGUUUUGUUUUUUUUCUCUCAAUUUUGAUGAAAGAAGUUAGAACCAUAAGCCUGAAAAGAAAAAAAAAUAUCCAUUCAUUUAUAUUUGUUAUUAUAUUCCACAUUAGAGAAUUAACAGAGUAAACAUAUUUUGUAACAGAGGACCGAGCAGAGUAAUAACUAGUAGCUUAUUAUUAUUCCAAAAGAUAUGCUGGAGAACCAAAAGAAAUAUAUAAACGUCGGCUCCAAUGGCAAAACAUCAACAAUUAGCAUCCAAUGGCAAAACAAUAAAGUACGACUUUGAUCAAGGGGCCAACAGAAGCACCUUCAAGAACAGCAGAAACAAAGAGAAGAGAAGGCCUCUUUUGCUGAAUCAAAACAAACAACAAUAUCAGGCAAAUGGAACUUUAGUACAAUAAGAAAGCAGCCAAUUCAUUAUUAGGUAUAUAAAGCCUUUGUACGUGUUCAGAAGGAGGACAUGGAAGUAGUCAAAUCAUAGUU